This is a messenger RNA of Paramacrobiotus metropolitanus, 2274 nucleotides long. RefSeq names its product HHIP-like protein 1. The coding region runs from base 559 to 2052 and encodes 497 amino acids. The record is from RefSeq and is a predicted model, not a curated record. The transcript has 11 exons. NCBI's taxonomy places the organism in Eukaryota, Metazoa, Tardigrada, Eutardigrada, Parachela, Macrobiotidae.
AUCCGGUUGUGGAAGAUCCUUAUUCCUGUACUCUGAACAGUUGCAUAGCUGUGAUUGUUUCCUGUUUCCCUGUUGACGGUUCCUUGUGCCUCCGCGGUAUCGCCUGCCGAUUCAAAGUUGCGACAGUUAAAGGCACAUAUACAUGGAUCCUGAGUCUCCAAAUGUACUGUACUUCUUUUAUGCACAACUAUAGCCAUGUCACAGAAAGCGCUAGUGCGCAACGGUUUCGGCCGUAUCCGAUGACUUCGAGAUUUAACCAUGUCGCAGUGACCACCGUGCGAAUCUUCUCGUUUUUUUAUGGAGUUUAGAGGCAGAAACUAAGUUUUUGAUUUUUUCUGUAAUUACCUUAGCCAAACAAAAAUUGGUCAAUGCUGGAUCCGAAAACGUCAACAGCCAAGAUUCGGCAAGCACGGGAUCACAUUAUGCCCUUGCAUAAUUGCGAAAUCCGCUUUGCCGAUGUUUCGUCCUUCAAACUCCUAUGGCGCUGAACACCGCAUCCCAUGAUAGCACAGUGUGUCACUGCCAAAAUUAAUCCUGUGAUAUCAUGCAGCUGCUAUCAUGUUGUGCCGGUUAAUCCAGUUUGUGGCUAGACAGCUGAUCCCUGAUCGUUUCCGGUGUAUGGUCAGCAGGUUGGCAUCCAUCGCAUGGGCAGCCUUUAUGGCUUCCUGCUGCUUCAUGACUUUGGCGAAUUGUGUAAAAUCUACCUGGCCCACUUUGCCGUCGCGACAUAUUUGUUUGAAUUUAGUCAAUGACCUUUUGCACAAUCCAGUGGAUAUCACGGAGAUACUGCACACAGGCAAACUGUUAAUAGCCGAACGAGACGGAAAAAUUCAACUGAUCGAUGUGCACGACGCCAAGUCAUUUGCUCUUUCUCCCGAAUUAAUUUUGGAUAUUUCUGAUAAAGUUCUUGCAAAGGGAGAUCAUAUGGGCGUUCUAGGAAUUGCGGUUCAUCCGAGGUUUAAGCUCAACGGAUUUGUUUUCAUUAUGUACAGUGCGGAAACUGAUGAUAGGGAAUUUCAUCAUCGGCAGCGGAUCAGCCGUUUUGCAUUAUUAUCCACGAACGGAAGUGAAAUCGACAAAUUUAGUGAAACAGUUCUCCUGGAAAUCUACCAAUCGGCACCUACAGGAGGGCAGAUAUGGUUUGGCUCCGAUGACCACCUUCUACACAUUGCGGUGGGAGAUGGCAGUCGUUCGCGACGUAGUCGGUUUGAUCGUGGAAUGCAUAGCGGAAAAAUUCUGCGGAUCAAUGUCGACGUGGAUCUCUCAAGAGAUGGAAAUGUUCCUUAUAAGAUACCAGAUGACAAUCCGUUUGCUCACCAACCUUCAACACUGCUUCCAGAAGUGUUUGCCUAUGGACUACAAAACCCAUGGAGAUGUUCGGAAGAACGCCGCGAGAUGAAAAGAGGCAUAUCCUCUUGCGCAGGCACCGCUCAAAUCCGCAUUAUUUGCAUCGACGUAGGCCCCAAGUUUUCCGACUUCAACAUCAUCCAGAAAGGCGGUAUGUACGGGUUUAUGGACGAAGCUUUUAGUCCUUGUCAUGACUUGGAUAACUGUCGAAAUACAACAAAGCUGAAGUCGGAGUUUCGCCUGCCCAUCUGCCGCUAUCCAGGUGUCGCCGUGGGAGGCGUCUUCUACAAUCCUUGGAAUUCUUAUUUAUUUGCGGAUUACAUGCGAGGGUCGCUUCAUUACUUGAAGCCGACAGGCUCAGGUUCCGUUUGGAUGCGCGGUCCCGUCGAAGUGGUGGACAACGAAACGUGUGCGCCUGCUCAUCGACCCUUAACGCAUCAAACGGUGCUUAAUUUGCAUCAGGUUUCCGAUCGGAUACUGUACAUGUUGACAGUAUCCAACGAUCAGACUGCCGAGCCUAACGGCCAUCUCUACCGGAUCUCCAUGCCCAAAUGGGGAUCGCUCUCCAAAAGGACCGGCAAUACGGCCAGCCAACUCACGGUCAACUGCCCAAUUUUUGUAAACAUUUUGUGCCUGUUAUAUUUAUUUUUCCUGCUACGGCAAGAUUCUUUUUUAUCUGCACUAACAAGAGUAAUAAUUCCGUAAGUACUUCGACCAACUUUGUGAUACUGUCGCCCAGUGUAGCCUGCAUUUAUUUCUUGUCCAAUAUAAUGACCUUUUUUGUUAAAAAUGUACUAUCUGAUUAACCACAGACACUACAAAACGAUGGUCAACACAAACACCAAACGAAGAAUUUAUAUUAACGGGUAACUUGAAUUUACGAUAAACAUAGCGAUACAUGCACGUACUUCACAAAUUAUCCAGUUG